Thamnophis sirtalis is the source of this 726-nucleotide messenger RNA. Lineage: Eukaryota; Metazoa; Chordata; Lepidosauria; Squamata; Natricidae. The record is from RefSeq and is a predicted model, not a curated record.
AACGGAGAUGAGCAGCGCCCCCUAGAGUCGGGAACGACUAGCACAUACGUGCAAGGGGAAUUUUUGCCUUUAAAACUCCCCAUCUUCCUCUAUUGGCCAAAGUCAGCCAGCUGGCAUAGCUGGCUGAGGAAUUCUGGGAGUUCUACUUCCAUAAGUAUUAAAGUCGACUCCUGCUUUAGAAGACCUCAUCAAACCUUCUCAAGCCAGCAGAUACUUGUGGACACCAUGUCCUCCACCAUGGCAAAAUACCAGCCCCGAAUUGUGACGUUCUGGGUCAAAAUGUCCCUACAAUGGAGAUUUAUUUCGCUGAUUUCCCAGCUGCGCUAAAUGAAGUAAAAAGAAUUAUAUUUGCAGCUUAGGGACACAUUUGUAAUCUUCCUGUUAAGAUUUCGAUAUUCAACCCCAAAGGGCUGAUUCCAUAAAGAUAUUUGUGUGUGUGUGUGUUGAGAAGGGGAUCGUGGUUUGAUGGUGGACCCGCCAGAUAAGAAGGCCAGCCUUUCCCCCAUCCUUGGCCAGCUAACAAGCGCCGAUGUUGGUUUCCUCCCUCCAGUUCCGAAACUUCAAGAUCAUCUACCGACGUUACGCGGGGCUCUACUUCUGUAUCUGCGUGGACGUGAACGAUAACAAUCUAGCUUACCUCGAGGCCAUUCACAACUUUGUGGAGGUUUUGAACGAGUACUUCCACAACGUCUGUGAGCUGGACUUGGUCUUCAACUUCUACAAGGU